AUGCGCACAGCGGGCGGGCGGCCGGGCAGGGGCCGGACCGUGUUGCUACAGGUGCCACACGGCGUGCUCUCGGCGUGGCGGCGCGCGCGGCGGCGGUGGGAGGAGCGGGAGCGGGGGCGGCAGCAAGGGCAGCCGGCUGCGAAGUCGCGGAGGCAGGAAGGCGAGCAGCAAGGUCAGGGGCGGCGGCCACUGCAGCUGCAGCAGGAGCAGUCGCAGCAGCUGGAGCGGGAGCCGCCUCCGUUGCUGCAGUUUUGGGCCGCGGCGGACCCUGACUGGCAGCGGCGGCAGCAGCAGCAGUGGCAGCAGCGGCAGCAGCAGCAGCUGGAUGAGGAGCAAGAGGAGCUGCAGCAGCAGCAGCAGCAGCGGUGGUCUCCGGCCGGCCCGAGCUCGCCAUUUGCAACCGCAGCUGCCGCAGUUUUGGAGCGCUUGGAGCGGGGUGCGGGGCCGGUCUUCACGAUCCGCGAGCCCGGCACGUACGCCCUGCCCGGCCCGCCGCCCGGCGGCCGCUUCGGCGGCGACGCUUCUGCCGCGGGCCCGCGGCGGUGCCUGAGAGCGCCGGUGGCGCUGGUGGCGGAGUUCAACGCUCUCCUGGGUGCCCGGGGCGACCCCUGCCACGCCGCCGCCGCCGCGGCGCUCGCAACCGCGUUGUCGGCGGCGCCGCACUCCCGGGGCGGCGCAGGCGGGCCGGGCGGCGCGGCGGGCCGCGGGUGCCUGGUCGUGACCACGCCGCGGGAUUGGGCGUCGUUCCUGGCGGUGUGGGCCGAGCGCGGCGGAGGGGGCGGGCUGCCGACGCCCGACGUGGUCGUGGCGGAGAGCGGGACGCGCGUGUACCGGCGACUGCCGCGCAGCUCCCCGGCCCGCGCGGCGCCCACCGACGGCGGCGGCGUAGCCGGCUGGGCGGAGGACCGGCGCUGGCGGUCGGCACUCUCCCGCUGCGGCUGGGACCGCGCGGCGGCGGCGGCCGCGGCGGCGGCGGUGGCGGCGGCGAUGCCCGGGGACGCGCGCCUAGGGCCGCGACACCACCAGGGGCCCCACCGGGUGCAGCUGCUGCUGCGCCCGCGCCUCGCCGCAGACGCCGUCUCGCUGCUGCUAUCCUCCCUCGGCCAGCCCCCCGCCGCCGACGCAUCCGCUUUGUCAGCGGGCCCUGGCGCGGCACCCAGGGCGGCGCUGCGGCUGCACUCGGAGAAGAAUUGGGUGGUGGUGGAUUUGGUGCCUCCCCUGGCCGCAGAGCAGCACGCGCUCAGCUACAUCCUGCUGGGACGCCUGGCCAUGGCCCCAGGCGACGCCACCAGCAGCAGCAGCAGCAGCAACGGCGGCAGUAGCAGUGGCAGCAGCGGCGGCGGCGGGAGGCGCGCGCCGCCGCGGCCGCUGUGGGCCGCGCAGCCCGCGCAGGGCGACGGCGCGGCGGCUGCUGCGGCGGGCGCAGAGCCGGCGCCGCCGCCGCCGCUGCUGCUGGUGCGGCAGCCGGUCAAGUACGAACUUCCCCUGAGGGCGGCCAGGGCCGCGGCCGCGGCCGCCUGCGGCGACAUGGUUGCGAGCGGCGGCUGCGGCGGCGGCAGCAGCGGUGGCGCCGGCGCGGGUGGGGCCGCGUGCACGGCCGGGGUGGGCGGCGCGGGGGCGCAAGUGGUGUGGGUGCAGGUGGGGAGCGGCGCGCACUCGCCAGGGGGAAUGCUGCUGGACGGUCCUGCGUCAUCACAGCAACAGCAGCAAGUGCAGCAGCAGAAACAGCUGCAGCAGCAGCAGCAGCCCGAGCCACGCGGCCGUGUGUGGCGGCAGUGGCAGCGCGACGGCUGGCCGGCGCCGGUGCUGGAGGGCGGGCGGCUGUUGGUGGCGCAGCCGGCGUCAGAGGGCGUCUUGGUGGCGCUUGAGGCAUUGGAUCUUUACUAA
Monoraphidium neglectum is the source of this 1887-nucleotide messenger RNA. RefSeq lists its product as hypothetical. The transcript has a single exon. Lineage: Eukaryota; Viridiplantae; Chlorophyta; Chlorophyceae; Sphaeropleales; Selenastraceae. Bases 1 to 1887 code for a protein of 628 amino acids. Gene Ontology annotation, cellular component: nucleus. The record is from RefSeq and is a predicted model, not a curated record.